AUGAAUAACAAUUCAACUACAACUAAUAAUACUUUCAGUCACCAGUACUUCACUCAAUUAUAUCAACCCAGAAUCAUUCCCACACCAAAUCCGGUUUUGCUUUCAACAGUAGUUAACACUAGAAGGAUACUUGAAGGUUUAGAACAAGCUAGAAUUGAAAGGUCCCAACUCCGAAACAAAGUUGUUGUGGAUGAAAAUGGAUCACUUUCAUUCUACAUAAAUGAUCCUCAAGAGGUUUCAACUUCUACAGUUGACCAUAGUUACUUUUCUAGUUAUUAUUCUAAAACUGAAACUUAUGAUGCUACUGAUUCUGAUGUUGUUGUUGAUAUGAAUAAUAUUACUUAUGAAAGUAAUUCAAGUGAAGAAACUCUAAUUGCUACUGAUUCUGAUUCGGAUUUUUAUUCGGAUAAUGCUACUUCUAAAAGAACUUCAAUUGAAGAGACUUCAAUUGCUGUUAAUAAUUGUGUUACUAAAAACAGAUUAUAUGAUUCUAAUCCAGAUUUUGACAAAGAAUCUAAUCAUGUUGCUAAAGACAGUAGAAAGGAAAUUGUUACUAAAAACAAAAAAGAAAAAUUAAAGUCUGGCAAUUUCAUUACACACAAAGAAGCUUCCAAAAGGUUGUUGGCAGUCACUGAUACAUCUCAACCCCCUGCAACAUUUAUUUCUAGACAAGUUCUAGAAGAUAGAAUGUAUCAUCAUUUAGACGGUUGCCUCAACUACAAAAAGGUACCUUCUGAAGACUUCACAUCCAAAGAUGCGCAGAAUCGAAAAAGGGUAGUAACCCAAUUUCUCAAUAGCGUUGAGCCUAAAAGAAGCUGCUUUAAGAGAUUCUAA
Scheffersomyces amazonensis is the source of this 834-nucleotide messenger RNA. RefSeq lists its product as uncharacterized. The record is from RefSeq and is a predicted model, not a curated record. The coding region runs from base 1 to 834 and encodes 277 amino acids. The transcript has a single exon. NCBI's taxonomy places the organism in Eukaryota, Fungi, Ascomycota, Pichiomycetes, Serinales, Debaryomycetaceae.